Molecule: messenger RNA, 963 nt
Organism: Penicilliopsis zonata CBS 506.65
Lineage: Eukaryota; Fungi; Ascomycota; Eurotiomycetes; Eurotiales; Aspergillaceae
Exons: 3
Coding region: 1-963 (320 amino acids)
Cellular component (GO): RNA polymerase II transcription regulator complex
Molecular function (GO): DNA-binding transcription activator activity, RNA polymerase II-specific; transcription cis-regulatory region binding
Source: RefSeq, a predicted model, not a curated record
AUGGACUACUCCUACUACCCACACCCUCCACCUCAGCCGUUCUCGCUGUACGGGCUGUCGACCGCGGGUCGCAACGGUUCGGCAGACGACUUUCAGGAGACCUUUUCGAUGGCCAACAAUUUCCAGGACAAUUACGCAUAUAAUUCGGUACGCCUCGGGCCGCCGACAGGCUUCGUCCCACCGCACUCUCCCUCCGGAUCGUUCUCGAAACAGAUUUUCUCCAGUCCUCCCGGCGAGUCCACCGCUGCCAACUCCCGCCACGAGCUUCUCCGCACGAUCACCCAACCCCCCGCCCCGAUGGAGAGCGGGGAAGACGGAUUCGGCGAACGCAUGCUGACCCGCAGCAGCAGUGAGGAGAAGGAGAUCCUGACGCCGGCACAGAACAGGCGUAAGGCGCAGAACAGAGCGGCUCAGCGAGCCUUCCGAGAAAGAAAGGAACGACACGUGCGUGAGCUUGAGCAAAAGGUCAGCAACCUCGAGCAGGUGUCCAACUCGCUUCAGGCAGACAAUGAGCGUCUGAAGCGCGAGCUUGCCCGCUUCGCCACCGAGAACGAGAUCCUGCGAGCCACCACCACCACCACCAGCAACGCCUCUGAUUCCUCCUCCUCCUCCUCCCCUCCCAUCUCUGGCUCGCUUGUUGACUCCGCCUCCUCCACCGAUCCCAUCCAGUUCACCCCGGCCACCUUCUGUACCACCCUCAUGUUGGACGGCAGCACGGGGAACCGGCCGCACAAGAUCACCGUCUGCGAGGCCACGGGCGAGAAGUUACUCGACGUCGGCGCCACCUGGAACCUCAUCCAGGCCCACGACCUGUUCCGGCGCGGGCUGGUCGACAUCGGGGCUCUCUGUGAGCGACUACGAAACACAGCCCGCUGCGACGGGCAGGGUCCUGCCUUCAAGGAGAGCCAGCUCCGUCAGCUGAUCGAGGAGUGUGCCCUAGGCGGGAGCGAUGAGUUGAUAUGA